This is a messenger RNA of Centropristis striata (black sea bass), 2083 nucleotides long. It is a transcript of the gene popdc1, whose product is annotated as blood vessel epicardial substance. Gene Ontology annotation, cellular component: sarcolemma. NCBI's taxonomy places the organism in Eukaryota, Metazoa, Chordata, Actinopteri, Perciformes, Serranidae. The transcript has 8 exons. The coding region runs from base 171 to 1262 and encodes 363 amino acids. Gene Ontology annotation, molecular function: cAMP binding. The record is from RefSeq and is a predicted model, not a curated record.
UCCUGCCUAUUUUAGUCUCUCUGUCAGCUGUGAGGAAUGUGCGGCGCACAUCGUGCAGCCCCCCAUCUACUGCUCCAGCCUUCAGUCACCACAAGCGUCUCUCGUCUCUUAUAAUUCUUCCUUCUUUGCUGUACCAUUUGCUGCUACUGAAUCGGUGACCCUGCUGCAGGAUGUCUUCUACCCCAGAGCUGCCCCCCCUCCUCUUCGCCACGCUGCCCCCCUUUCCUUCGGGCACUCCAGGAGUCCCGGCCGUGGAACUCAAUGUCACCUCCUGCCAGGAGUGGGAGCAGGCCCACCACCUUCUCUUCCAUCUGGGGAGCCUAUCCCUGCUGCUGGGUCUGGUCAUCCCCACCACCGUGGGCCUGCACAUGAUCCUGCUGCGCCUCCUUGUGAUGACAGGAUGUGGUCUCUUCAUUGUGUGGGCGACUCUGUACAGGUGCAACCUGGACGUGAUGGUUUGGAAUGUGGUAUUUCUGGUGGUCAACUUCAUGCAUUUGUUCUUCCUCCUGUACAAGCGCAGGCCAAUUAAGAUCGACAGAGAGCUGCGUUCAGUCUACAAGAGGAUGUUUGAGCCCCUCCAUGUGCAGGAGUCUCUGUUUCAGAGGCUCACAGGACAGUUCUGCACCAUCCAGACUUUGAAGAAAGGCCAGGCCUAUGCUGCAGAGGAUAAGACCUCUGUGGAUGAACGCCUCAGCAUUCUCCUCAAAGGAAAGAUGAAGGUAUCAUACCGAGGCCAUUUCCUCCACAACAUCUAUACCAAUUCAUUUAUUGAUUCUCCAGAGUUCAGGUCCACUGAGAUGCACAGAGGAGAGAAGUUUCAGGUGACCAUCAUGGCAGAGGAGCACUGUAAGUUCCUGUGUUGGUCUCGAGAGAGGCUCACCUACUUCCUGGAAUCAGACACUUUUCUCAAUGAGGUGUUCAGGUACCUCAUUGGCAAAGACAUCACCAACAAACUGUACUCUCUGAAUGACCCCACACUUAGUGACAAGGCAGUGAAGAAGAUGGACCGUCAGCCCAGCCUGUGCUCUCAACUGUCUAUGAUGCAGAUGAGAAACAGCAUGGCGAGCACCAGCGACACUGAUGAUGUCCUUAACCAGAUCCUACGAGGGGGAUCUGCUGGAUCUUCGAUCCAAAAAUCACCUGGCACCAGGACCUCCUCAAAGAUGAAGCCCAUAGAAGAAGGCAUGGAGGAUGACGUUUUUGAAGAAUCUGCUCCGUCCAAGUCUCCCCAUAUGCCCAGCACUUCCACUAAGGAAAUGUAGCCGGCAGGAGACGAAUACACAAGAACAACUGUCUAUUAUGUGCUGUAGGUCGGUUUAGUAACCUAACAAUUACAGCCUGAUCCAUACACGAUCAAGACGGACUUGAUCAGCCACACCAUCAUUUAGGAAGAGUAACUCCAUUACAUAGUUUGUCCACUAGAGAGCACUGGGUUUGUUUUUGCACUGUAAAAUGUUAUUACAUACCAUUUGUGAGCAGCUAAAUAGGAUGCAAAACAUAUAAUUGGCACAUUAUAAUCUGUUUGUACAGUUGCCCAUCUAAUUUACACAAUGCAACAUUAUCACCAAGAAGUUGUGUUUGUGUUAGUUUAAUAUUUACUGUCUUUUACCUCUGUUUUGGUCUCCAACUUGAUCAACCACUGAUUUGUGGUAAGGAGACACAUUAGUAGCAGUAUACAGUGUGUUUUUAGAGCUUUUACACUGAAAUCAGCUGCCUGGUGAAAAACUGAUGAGAAGGCUUACACUGAGAAAACUAUGAGCUAAAAUUCAUUAGAAAGCUGAGUAGAGCUGAGGAGAGAACCGCAGGGUUGGCAUUACACUCUGUGGGUUCAUCAUUAAGAGAUAUUGCAUUUAGUUAUGUGAUCUAUUGGUUAUGUAAAAUAUUGAUUAGAUUCUGAUAUCAGUAUAUCUUUGUGAGGAUUUUCUUUAGAUUUUUUUUGUUUUUUUACUUUGUUUUUUUCACAAGCAGUGCAGUGCAAUUGGAGUGAAAUGUCUUGUCCUAUACUAUUUGCUCUAUGUUUGUAAGCUUGGAUUCAGUUGUUGUGAAUUUAUUGUUGGAACCCAUAAAAAUAUAUGAGAUCAGU